Molecule: messenger RNA, 3378 nt
Organism: Cervus elaphus (red deer)
Lineage: Eukaryota; Metazoa; Chordata; Mammalia; Artiodactyla; Cervidae
Gene: AMD1
Product: adenosylmethionine decarboxylase 1
Exons: 9
Coding region: 311-1315 (334 amino acids)
Biological process (GO): spermine biosynthetic process; spermidine biosynthetic process
Cellular component (GO): cytosol
Molecular function (GO): putrescine binding; adenosylmethionine decarboxylase activity
Source: RefSeq, a predicted model, not a curated record
CAUUAGCUAGCGCUCGCUCUACUCUCUCUAACGGGGAAACAGCGGACUACAAGAGACUGAGCUGUAUCUGCCUCUAUUUCCAAUAGACUCACGUUCAACUUUCGCUCACCCACACACACAAGGCCGGGAAAAUUUUAUUAAUCCUUUUUUUAAAAAAAGUUAAUAUAAAAUUAUAGCAAAAAAAAAAAAAAGGAACCUGAACUUUAGUAACACAGCUGGAACAAUCCGCAGCGGCGGCGGCGGCGGCGGGAGAAGAGAUUUAAUUUAGUUGAUUUUCUGUGGUUGUUGGUUGUUCGCUAGUCUCACGGUGAUGGAAGCUGCACAUUUUUUCGAAGGGACCGAGAAACUGCUGGAGGUUUGGUUCUCCAGGCAGCAACCCGACGCAAACCAAGGAUCUGGGGAUCUUCGCACCAUCCCAAGAUCCGAGUGGGACAUACUUUUGAAGGAUGUGCAAUGUUCAAUCAUAAGUGUGACAAAAACUGACAAGCAGGAAGCUUAUGUACUCAGUGAGAGUAGCAUGUUUGUCUCCAAGAGACGUUUCAUUUUGAAGACAUGUGGUACCACCCUCUUGCUGAAAGCACUGGUUCCCCUGUUGAAACUUGCUAGGGAUUACAGUGGGUUUGACUCAAUUCAAAGCUUCUUUUAUUCUCGUAAGAAUUUCAUGAAGCCUUCUCACCAAGGGUACCCACACCGGAAUUUCCAGGAAGAAAUAGAGUUCCUUAAUGCAAUUUUCCCAAAUGGAGCAGCAUAUUGUAUGGGACGCAUGAAUUCUGACUGUUGGUACUUGUAUACUUUGGAUUUCCCAGAGAGUAGGGUUAUCAAUCAGCCAGAUCAAACCCUGGAAAUUCUGAUGAGUGAGCUUGACCCAGCAGUUAUGGACCAGUUCUACAUGAAAGAUGGUGUUACUGCAAAGGAUGUCACUCGUGAGAGUGGAAUUUGUGACCUGAUACCAGGUUCUGUCAUUGAUGCCACAAUGUUCAAUCCUUGUGGGUAUUCAAUGAAUGGGAUGAAAUCGGAUGGAACUUAUUGGACUAUUCACAUCACUCCAGAACCAGAAUUUUCUUAUGUUAGCUUUGAAACAAACUUAAGUCAGACCUCCUAUGAUGACCUGAUCAGGAAAGUUGUGGAAGUCUUCAAACCAGGAAAAUUUGUGACCACCCUGUUUGUAAAUCAGAGUUCUAAAUGUCGCACAGUGCUUUCCUCGCCCCAGAAGAUUGAAGGUUUUAAACGUCUUGAUUGCCAGAGCGCUUUGUUCAAUGAUUACAAUUUUGUUUUUACCAGUUUUGCUAAGAAGCAGCAACAACAGCAGAGUUGAUUAAGAAACAUGAAGAAAAAACGCAAAAAGAGAACACACAUAGAAGGUGGUGGUGGCUGCUUUUUAGAUAUUGAUACCAAGGGCCAUGCUUUCCAUAACCACCACCUUGUAGUUGCAGAAAGCCCUAGAUGUAAUGAUAGUGUAAUCAUUUUGAAUUGUAUGCAUUAUUAUAUCAAGGAGUUAGAUAUCUUGCAUGAAUGCUCUCUUCUGUGUUUAGGUAUCCUAUGCCACUCUUGCUGUGAAAUUGAAGUGCAUGUAGAAAAAACCUUUUACUAUAUGAAACUUUACAACACUUGUGAAAACAAUUCAAUUUGGUUUACACACAGUGUAAUAUUUCUCCAGGUGUCAUCCAAAAUUCCCCACAGACAAGGCUUUCGUCCUCAUUAGGUGUUGGCCUCAGCCUAGCCAUCUGGGACUGUUCUAUUAAUUGCUGCCAGGAUUUUACAUCCAGUUACCUCCACUUUCUAGAACCUAUUCUCUACUAAUGUUAUUGAAAACAAUUUCUACUUCAUACAGAUGUUUUUGCAACAGCAAUUAAAGUUUUUCUUCCACGAGUCGAGUCCUCUAAGAAAACAAUUGGAACUAUCCAUUCUGUGUAUUUAUAUUUUAACACUGCUUCCUGUACUUGUAUUACUUUGAUUCCUUCCGUUACCAUGGUGUCUCCCCUCCCAACCAUACCCCCUCAAUAAAGCAAUACACUGUUACACUGUGGGUUUUAUACUAAUCUAUACCCCAGAGGGGGAAGGUGGGGGUAGACCCUGGGCUUAAUUUUCUUUUAAGGUCAAGGGAGUUUGACAUUUUUCAUUACCAUGAGCUCUUUUGGAAUAAACUAUUGUUGAUUAGCAAAGAAGGUGUAUAUUGGUACAAGGGUAUAUUGGCAGAACUGUAUGGAAACUGUGCCAUUUGGUGUCCCCCAUUAAAUGAGAUGAGCUUCUCCUAAGUACCAUGUCUUUAUUAACUUGCUAAGUAAGUAGUACAAAAGAAUUUUUAUCACAGUUUAUUAGUGAGGAGAUUUAAGAUAAGGAUAUUGGUUUCAACAAAUCAAGUCAGCUCAGAUGAUUCGCUUUAACUUUUACUUUCAUAGCCAUUUCCACUAAUUUCUGUUAACGAUAUGCCAUAAAUUUUGGUUCAAAGCAGAUUCAGUGUCUUUGCCAUCUUGUGACUUAAAAGUUCCCGUGACUUUAUGAUACAUGUAAUAGUGUUCUGACUUGGUUCCUCUUGUUUGUUUGUGUUCCUUUCACCAUGGAAUAGCAUCAGGUGAUGAAUGAGAACUGCUAAGGUUAUUCAGACAUACUCAGUGCAGCAGAAUGCUAUCCACAAAAUGUUACACAAAAUUUCAAAGUGGUUGAUGGGAAAUGACCUAAAAAUACAGGCAUAAAAGAGUUGGCAUCUUUUAGCUGUAUUUGCUAACAUUCACAUUUAAGCAGUUGAUAAAAGAGCAAAGUUGACUCAAAUUUUCUAUUUAUUCUUGUCCUCAAACGAUUUUUGAUUCUUUCUGGAUUGAUGCAGUGAUGCUUUUGUUCCUUCCGUAUUUAUAAAGGAAACACUUUUUUUUAGUGUUUCUGAACCUAAAAUCUGCUUGGUUUGAAAUCAAGUGGUUGGAACACUUGGCUUUUAUUUUAAGCACAUUGUUGAUUCAAAGCUUCAUUGAAGAAGCUUUCAAUCAAUGGAUCAUUCUGAUUUUUUGUAAUUACGCACAGUACCUAAUGUUUUGGUGCUAUUAUGAGGACCAAUGCUCAAAGUGGAUUUUGUUCCUGAACAGUGUCCCAGUAGAUUUGAUGACAUUUAUUGGCUUGAGGUCUGAUUUUCCUCCCCCUAAUAGAUUUAAAAGAUUUCUAUUUCAUGUUGAAGACCUGCACAAAUUUUGUAUGGAACAAAGCCUAGAAAAAAAAAGAAAAAUAGAUUGAAUAGUAAUCUAAAUUAAUCCUAGUAUGUAUGAUAGAGGAGGGAAAACUUUGGUGCCAUAAUUUCUCUCUUCAUGGUGUUGGACUUGAAAUGUAUUUCUGUACCCACAAUGUAAGCUUCAAUAAAGGUUUGCUUAAUUGAUUGUCUAGUGACAUUCA